Messenger RNA from Tetrahymena thermophila SB210, 1047 nucleotides. RefSeq names its product transmembrane protein, putative. The record is from RefSeq and is a predicted model, not a curated record. The transcript is spliced from 3 exons. NCBI's taxonomy places the organism in Eukaryota, Ciliophora, Oligohymenophorea, Hymenostomatida, Tetrahymenidae.
AUGAGAUACUUAAAGAUAGAGAAGGAAAAAUUAGUUUCAUGCAAGAAACAAGAAUAAGAAGUUCAAAGAAUAAGAAGAAGAAAAGGAAAUUAAAAAUUAAAUAGUAUUGCCAAACAAUAAAGAGUAAAAAGAAGAGAUUAUUAAUAAAAUAUAAAGCAAAACAAAGAAGUUAAAAAUCCAAAAAAAUUAAUAAAAUAAUAAAUAAUUAAUAAGGUUAAGAAAAGGAAGAAAAUGUUUAGAGGUUUAACUAAAUUCAACAAAGUUUUUGCUUUAAAUUCCUUUAAAAAUAGCUUAGUCGCCGUUCCAAAGGCUAACUUGAACCAUGUUCAAAAUAUGUUAGAAGAAAAUUUAAAGUAUGAUGCUUAAAAGUAUAAUGAUGAAGUUGCUGUCAUUCAAAAGACCUCCAGAAUUUACAAGCCCACUUAUACUAUUGAGUUCAAUCGUGAAGGUGAAGUUUUAGUUUACUCUGCUGAUCCUAUUAAGAACUCCGUAGUUUACUUCAAGUAUCCUUAUGUCUUAUACGAAGCUGCUAUUCCCCUCUUCAUUUGGGCUUGGAUCUACAAUCCUUUGGAACUUAGCAAGAAUGCAGUCAAUAGUUUGCUCAUCUACCCCAACAUCGCUUGGAUUCCCAGAAUGUGGUACUGGAGAUCUCUUCAAUAUAAGAUCUAAAAAAUGUACCUCCUUAGAGGUGGCAAGGUUGCUAAGAUUGAAACCCAAUCUUUGGCUGGUGAUAGAUUCACUUCUUGGGUUGAAACUUACUAAUUCCAUCCCUUGACUUAAGAUCAAAAGAACUUCGAUAACUAAGAUAAUGCUGAAUUCUUAGAAGAUGAAGGUCAAUUAAAAUACGAAUUAGGUGUCCAACUUGAUAACUUAUAAGAAAUGGGUACCACUUCUCAAGAUAUUGUUAUUAACUUCAUGAAGGAAGGUACUGUUCACCACCCUGAAUUAUUUGAAGCUAUUGUUAAGGGUUACAAUAUUGAUACUUCUGACUACGUCAUUAAUACUGCUAAUAACCUCAGAGCCAGAGAAGGUAACCACAACCAUUGA